This is a messenger RNA of Vollenhovia emeryi, 1606 nucleotides long. It is a transcript of the gene Tektin-A, whose product is annotated as tektin-4. The transcript is spliced from 7 exons. Gene Ontology annotation, cellular component: nucleus; microtubule cytoskeleton. The record is from RefSeq and is a predicted model, not a curated record. Bases 63 to 1535 code for a protein of 490 amino acids. Gene Ontology annotation, biological process: cilium assembly; cilium movement involved in cell motility. NCBI's taxonomy places the organism in Eukaryota, Metazoa, Arthropoda, Insecta, Hymenoptera, Formicidae.
CUUUUUAAAAUAUAAGUAAAAUACGCCACGCUACGUUGCCUCGCUUCUCCGAAUAUCACGAAAUGUUAGAUAACGAACAUGAUUGUUCUGCUGAUAGCUCGCAGCGCAUUUCGCAACACGAAACUGAGAAGGCACAGCCGUGUCUCACGAUGCAUGAAUGCGGCGGCGGGGACAAUGUCGAGAGACCUCCGCUCUAUCUACCUCAGCCCGAGGAUGAAUAUCCGAGCAAGCCCGAGCACACAAUGGGACCUCUUGGUCCAUGGGCCACAGGCCGAGUAACCUGUUCUCGCGAGGGUGGAGUAACGGGUUUGAGGCCAGUCGCAGAUCAAUAUUCCAUUACUCGCUACGGACCAAGUGAAUGGCGCGCGCACAAUUUAAGUAUCUUUCGGCAAUCGGACGAGAGAAUCCGCGAUUCCCGAGUCACGGCCGUUGCUGCGAAAGAAUGUGUGAAGCAAGCGUACGCGGCAGCCGACAAGGUGCAGUCGGAGACGACGGAACAAUUAAAAACGCGAGCUAACGUGGUGUAUCGUUGGAAGGCGGAAUUGGAACAUGCGAUCGCCGGUAUUGCGGAAGAGAUGGAAUUGUUGGAGGCCGAGCGUCGCCGCGUACAGCGAUCACUGUCGAUAUUGACCAUUCCUGUGUCGAUCGCGAGCGACUUUUUGCAAUUACGCUGCUCUCGCUUGGACUCCGAUCUCGUUCGCGAUAACGUCGAGGAGCAACUUACAAAGGAAAUAGCCCUUUGUUCCGAGAUACGAGAUCUGCUGAGCAGGACCCGCGAGCAGAUCGAGAUGCAGAUGGUCGAACUGAAAUCCGCGAAAGCGCGAGCGGAGAACGAUUGGUCUGACAAGGUUCACGCUUACAAUCUGGACUCCGUAUGCGUGAAUUUGUUUAACGAUUCUCCGCUUCUAUUAUGGAAGGCUGGAGCUACGAGAUUUCCAGCCGACCAAUCAACUCCUACAAGCUACGAACACUUUACGCAAGAAGUGUUAACCGCUGGCGAGACUGCUAAACAGAGAUCAAUAAACCUAAGGUCCACAUUGAACGACAUAUACGUUAAAUCGAUUAAGGAUCUGCGCGACCAAGCGACUCGCGUUGACGUUGCGCUUGCGGAAAACGUGAAACUCACACAAGGUUGCCUUCAGCAAUUAGAAAAGGAAUUACUUCGCUGCUUGCACGAACUGGCAAAUGUGGAGAAGCUGAUUGAGGAACUUCGGGAUUCAACGAAGGGGUUAAACAACGCUAUGAAAUUAGCGCAAACAAGAUUAGAUAAUAGAUUGAGACGGCGCAACGUUGAAAGCUGUCGAGAUACACCUCAAUUUGCCCUUGUUGAAGAGGUGAAAUCACUUGGCGAGCAGACCUCUGCUAUGCUGGCGGAAUUAAAACGCGCUGAGGAAUCUCAGGCGGAAUUAGUCAAGGCAAGAGGCACCCUUGAAUAUGAAAUAAUGGUAAAACGGAAGACUUUGUACAUAGACAAAGAACGAGGUCAAGUGCUACGUUCUUUCUUCCCUUCUGCUACAGACUUGUCUGGAUUUUAAUAAAUUGGACGUGUAAAAGCUAUACUUGAAAUAUUUAAAAUUCAGCAUAUGAAUUAUAGAAUUCCGCUUCU